CGAGUCCCCGCGGUGAAAAGACAGAAGGCUCUGGAAACCUGUCCGUGAGUGUGUUUACCAGUGUUUUGAAGUUUAGGUUACUAGACACUGUUUGUAAAAAUGAGUCGGCCCAAAUUUGACUGCAUCAAAACCAUUGAAGACGACGACGAAGUCGAGGACUUCUCGGACGGUUCGGACCAGGAAGAAAGUUACCAGCCAACGAAAAAGAAGCAAACUCACAAUGAAGAUUUCAGUCCGGAAUUCCAGUUUGUGUCAAGUGUCCAGGAAUAUAACCAUGAUACUUGGGAUGAUGUUGCUAAAUUCAUAAAACGCAAAGCAAACAAAAAAAUUGAAGACAAGAUUUCUUCAGUCAGAAAUAAACGCUUAAUGAAAGAAAAGAAAGCUGGCAUUAAUGAUGAUGAUUUGGACAAUGAAGAGGUAAAUCACGAUGACGGGGUCAAUGAUUAUGAACUAUCUGAUGAUGAAUUAAAACGAGAUGACAUCAAGCUAAAAGAGAGAAAUUUGAAGCGGUCAGAGAAAAGUCAAAGCAAAGAUCCAGGGUCUAAUGUUUUGAAAGUUGAGGCUGAGGAACUAGAAUCGGAAGAUGACUUCUUUGAAGAUGCUCCUCCCUUUGAUGAAAGUUCCACAUUUAGUCAAAUGAAUCUGUCCAGACCACUUGUGAAGGCCAUAACUUCUAUGAAUUUUAUUCACCCUACCCCUAUUCAGUCUGCAGCAAUACCUGUUGCAUUGCAAGGACGUGAUAUUUGUGCGUGUGCUGCCACAGGAACAGGCAAAACUGCAGCUUACAUGCUUCCCAUUAUUGAACGGCUCCUCUAUAGGACAAGUCAGCAAGUAGCCACCAGGGUCCUGGUGCUAGUUCCAACUCGUGAGCUUGGUGUUCAAGUUUAUCAAGUCACCAAACAGCUUUGCCAGUUCACAACUAUAGAAAUUGGUCUCUCUGUGGGAGGUUUGGAUUUGAAAGCUCAGGAAAAUGUACUUCGUAAAAACCCUGACAUUGUCAUUGCAACACCAGGUAGAUUGAUUGAUCAUGCCAAAAAUGCCCCUUCAUUUACCCUGGCUACAAUUGAGGUUCUUAUUCUGGAUGAAGCUGACAGAAUGUUGGAUGAGAAUUUUGCUGAACAAAUGAAAGAAAUUGUAAAACAAACAUCCCGCACACGUCAAACAAUGCUCUUUUCUGCAACAAUGACUGACCAAGUUGAAGAUCUUGUAUCAAUUUCACUCACUAAACCUGUCAGAAUUUUUGUUGACACCAACUCUCAAGUUGCUCUAAAUUUGAGACAAGAAUUUGUCAGGAUACGUCGUGGAAAUGAAAGAGACCGAGAAGCUAUUUUGGCAGCUUUAGUAUGCCGUACAUUUAGGGACCACACCAUUGUCUUUGUAACAACUAAAAAACUUGCCCAUCGGAUUCGUCUUUUACUAGGCCUAUUAGGAGUUAAGGUUGGGGAGCUUCAUGGUAAUCUAACACAACCUCAACGUCUGGAGAGUUUGCGUAGGUUCAAAGAAGAAGAUUUGGAUGUUUUAGUUGCCACUGAUGUUGCAGCUCGUGGUUUAGACAUUCGUGGUGUAAAAUCAGUAAUUAAUUUUAUGAUGCCAGCAACCCUUGAACAUUACAUUCACAGAGUGGGUCGUACUGCUCGUGCAGGAAGAAGUGGCAUUUCUGUUUCAUUAGCUGGUGAAUAUGAGCGUUUACUAGUAAAAGAUGUUAUUAAAAAUGCUACAACACCUGUGAAAAAUCGAAUUAUUCCCCCAGAAAUUAUUGACAAGUACAGACGAAAAUGUCAACAAGUUGAAGGUGAAAUAAAGAGAAUCUUACAAGAUGAGGCUGAUGAGCGUGAGAUUAACAAAUUAGAGAAUAAAGCCAACAAGGCUGAAAAACUAUUAUUUGGAGAGAAAUCUGAGAAAAGGGAUUGGUUCCAGAAUAAACAAGAAAGGGAGGAUGAAAAAAAAAAAUUGCGUCUGUCAGAUCCUAAAGCUCCUAAACUUACUAAAGCUGAGAAGAAACAGAAAGAAAAAGAGGAAUUGAAAGCCAAAAAGAAACAAGAAAAGCUGAAGAAACAGAAAGCAAAUAUGUUUGAUGAGAAUACACCUGAGGGUCGUGCGCAAAAAGAAAUGCAUAAAAUUUCCCUUCUACAAGCACGACUUGCUAAGAAGAAGAGGAAGCCAAAGAAGAUAGCCACAGUUUAUGAUAGAAAAGCACACUCAGGUGGUGACAAGAGGAAGAUGUCAUCAUUUGAUGUAGAUCUUACAGAUACUUCCAAGAGAAAUCUGAAGAAAAUAAGACACGAGGCUAAUUCAAAGAAGAAAAUGGAUGAAAUUCUUAAGAAGAAAAUGUCAGGCGUCAAUCAAAAUACCAGAAAUAAAAAAUCCAUUGAUAGAAUUAGGCAAAAGAUACAGCAGGUCAAAGAAGAGAAAGACAAACGAAACAAGAAGCAAGGCAAGAGGAAAUGGUAAUAAUGCAGAACUUGAGUUAGAAAUUUUGUCCAUUUAUUAUGGCAUAUUAAUUUACAAUUUAUUGACCAAAACUGAUUGUGAAUGAUUUCUUUGGGGAGUAAACAAAAAUAAUAUGAACUGAA
Molecule: messenger RNA, 2573 nt
Organism: Thrips palmi
Lineage: Eukaryota; Metazoa; Arthropoda; Insecta; Thysanoptera; Thripidae
Gene: Rs1
Product: probable ATP-dependent RNA helicase DDX27
Exons: 15
Coding region: 100-2451 (783 amino acids)
Molecular function (GO): RNA helicase activity; ATP binding; nucleic acid binding
Source: RefSeq, a predicted model, not a curated record